AUGUAUUUAGGCGAAAUAGUCGAUAUUGAGCGCGGAAUCACGAGCGCGAAGAUUCCAGCCAUAAGGGCUCUUCAUAUCAUUUGUUUCGGCUCUGAAGGGGAGAAUUACAAGAGACGUCGAGCUCUACGUAAUUUUGCUGGGUUUUCUUGGGGAAUAGAAUCUCAAGAACAUAAAGAGCAUUUAGAGCUGGUCUCAAAGGAGUUGACUGCGGCAGAUUUGACAGCUAUUUGUGGAAUAUUGAAUUUAUCGUACGAUGGGUCGACCGAAGAAGUAGCCAAGAGAAUAUGUGAUUUUCUAGCUUCUCCCACUGAAAUCACAAACGAUGAGGAGGAUAGGGAAUCGGAAGAUGAGUGGAGCUCCUUGGUUUCCACUCAAAGCCGAAUUGAGCGUAAUGGGGGCGAAAAUCGAGAAGGUAGAAGUUGCUUUUCGCUUACGUUUAGAGAUGUUGAAGACUCUAUACGUCCAUUAAGCGGAAAUGACGACUAUCCGGUUUCUAGGUGGAUUAACGAUUUCGAAGGAAUCGCAAGCUUGACGAACUGGACGGAUCUUCAGAUGUUGCUGUUCGCAAAAAGAUCACUUACGGGAUUGGCGAAGUUGUUUGUGCAAUCCCAGUCGGGCGUUAAGACGUAG
This is a messenger RNA of Coccinella septempunctata (seven-spotted ladybird), 630 nucleotides long. RefSeq lists its product as uncharacterized. Lineage: Eukaryota; Metazoa; Arthropoda; Insecta; Coleoptera; Coccinellidae. Gene Ontology annotation, molecular function: DNA binding; histone binding. The transcript has a single exon. The record is from RefSeq and is a predicted model, not a curated record. Bases 1 to 630 code for a protein of 209 amino acids. Gene Ontology annotation, cellular component: nucleus. Gene Ontology annotation, biological process: chromatin organization; regulation of double-strand break repair.